UGUUUAGGCUUAGAGGGCAAAGGUUCCGUUCUCGAUUUCGCAGGCGACUGUCCUUAGGCUGCGGCCCUCGGUACCGGGCCGGGUGGAAGGGUCUGUCGGGCCGGGCUGCGCGAUGCGGAGACUGCAGGUGGUGCUGGGCCACCUGAACGGCCGGCCCGACUCGGGCUCGAAGCCUGCGCUGCAGGCCGCGCCGUGCUGGGGCGGCCCUCCGCGCGCCUCGCCCGAGGACGUGGUGGUGGUACACGGGCGGCGCACGGCCAUCGGCCGAGGCGGCCGCGGCGGCUUCAAGGACACCACCCCCGACGAGCUCCUCUCGGCCGUCAUGACCGCGGUUCUCCAGGACCUCAAGCUGAGCCCGACCCAACUGGGAGACAUCUGCGUGGGAAACGUGCUUCAGCCAGGGGCCGGGGCGGUCAUGGCCCGCAUCGCCCAGUUUCUGAGUGACAUCCCAGAGACUGUGCCUUUGACCUCUGUCAACAGACAGUGUUCUUCUGGGCUCCAGGCAGUGGCCAACAUCGCUGGUGGCAUCAGAAAUGGGUCUUAUGACAUUGGCAUGGCUUGUGGAGUGGAGUCUAUGUCCCUGGCUGACAGAGGAAACCCUGGAAAUAUUACUUCACGCUUGGUGGAUAAGGAGAAGGCCAGGGACUGCCUGAUUCCCAUGGGGAUAACCUCGGAGAACGUGGCCGAGCGGUUUGGCAUUUCACGGGAGAAGCAGGAUGCCUUUGCACUGGCUUCCCAGCAAAAGGCAGCGAGAGCCCAGAGCAAGGGCUGUUUCCAGGCUGAGAUUGUGCCUGUGACCACCAUGGUCCAUGAUGACAAGGGCACCGAGAGGAGGAUCACCGUGGCCCAGGAUGAGGGGAUCCGACCCAACACCACGCUGGAGGGCCUGGCCAAACUGAAGCCUGCCUUCAAGCAGGGCGGCUCCACCACCGCUGGAAACUCUAGCCAAGUGAGCGAUGGGGCAGCUGCCAUCCUGCUGGCCCGGAGGUCCAAGGCGGAGGAGCUGGGCCUCCCCAUCCUUGGGAUCCUGAGGUCCUAUGCAGUGGUUGGGGUCCCACCCGACAUCAUGGGCGUUGGACCUGCCUACGCCAUCCCUGAAGCUUUGAAAAAAGCAGGGCUGUCGGUGCACGACGUGGACAUCUUUGAGAUCAAUGAGGCCUUUGCCAGCCAGGCUGUCUACUGUGUGGAGAAGCUCGGAUUGCCCCCCGAGAAGGUGAACCCUCUGGGGGGUGCGGUCGCCUUGGGCCACCCACUGGGCUGCACCGGGGCUCGACAAGUCAUCACGCUGCUCAACGAGCUGAAGCGGCGUGGGAAGAGGGCAUACGGGGUGGUGUCCAUGUGCAUCGGGACCGGAAUGGGAGCCGCUGCUGUCUUUGAAUACCCUGGCAACUGAGCGAGGCGCUGCCCACUUUGCUGGAGGCGAGAAAGCAACACUACGGGAGUGACGCCACGUGGGGAAAUUCAGCAUGGUGGCUGUGGCGGCAGCGGGCAAAUCCAGGCACUUCAGCUAACUUGGACCACGUGACCACUGAGGACAGUGCAGGAGUGGGCGAGGUACUGGGUCACCCAGGCCACGAGGCCACCGUGUAAUUACAGGGCAGGGGCCUUUGGAUGAGGGUGCAAUAGACAUAUAGAUGUACGUCAGCU
Pipistrellus kuhlii (Kuhl's pipistrelle) is the source of this 1647-nucleotide messenger RNA. RefSeq names its product acetyl-CoA acyltransferase 1 (gene ACAA1). The record is from RefSeq and is a predicted model, not a curated record. Gene Ontology annotation, molecular function: acetyl-CoA C-acyltransferase activity. Gene Ontology annotation, cellular component: peroxisome. The transcript is spliced from 12 exons. Lineage: Eukaryota; Metazoa; Chordata; Mammalia; Chiroptera; Vespertilionidae. Gene Ontology annotation, biological process: phenylacetate catabolic process; fatty acid beta-oxidation. The coding region runs from base 113 to 1393 and encodes 426 amino acids.